AUGGCCUCCAAGUCACCCCGUCCCGGAAGGGUGGGCCGACAACGAAAAACCGCCCUCGCAGUCGAUACCCAUUUAGGAUCCUACGACCGCACGGACCCAUUCCGCGCGUUCAGCGUCCUCGCGGGCCUCCUGGGGUCAUUGGCCUCGCGUCUGGGAGGGUGCCAGUACAAGCUCACGCCGGAAGAGCAUAAGCUCUCGCUUCACCUCCUCACGAUCGUGGAGCCCUACAUCGGCUGUGGUGCUUCGAGCGAGCGGACGCUCAUCACGCGUCAGCCUACAGAGAUCUUGGAUGCUAUCGUGUUCCAUAUAGACGAUAAGCGCGAUUUGGUGGCUCUGGCUGUGUCGUGUCGGCGGAUGCAUGGGGUUGUGGUGCCGAGGCAUUUGGACUAUCGCGUGGUGCGAUGCAAAGUCAGCUCGAUCAGCGUGUGGAAUCACUUGAUCGUCAACCGAUCCUUGGCGAGGAACGUGAGGAGGCUGGAGAUCUUGGAUGAGAGGGCUUCGGGGGAGGCUGUGAGAAUCCCGGGGGGUGUUGUGGGUACGGAUACGGAUUUGGAGUCAACGGAUGACGAGCUGGGGAUGCAUGAGAAGCAGGAGAGGUUUCUUGUUAGCGCGUUGGCGAGGAUGAGUGCGCUGAGGUCGUUUGUGUGGUCCUGCAAUCAUUCUCCGAUCUCUAUCGAUAAUGUUUGGCCUACUUUGUUGAAGUGCCAGACGUUAUCGGAGGUUGAGAUUAACGAUAAUAUGAUCUUCGGGCCGACAUCGGAUUCGGGCGAAGAUAGUCGGGCGGCUCGGUCUCUCGUCCUUCCGUCAGUCAAAACCGCGUCGUUCCAAUCCACGAAGCACAUCUAUGGCUCGUGCCAAAAUCCAGAGCUGGGUCGUAUCAAAGACAUGCUCAACUAUUGCCCUAAUCUCGAGGACCUCAACAUAUCCUACGCCCGCCCCCGCCCCCCAUUCGCAGCCUACAUACCCGCAGACGAACUCUUCCUAUACGGCCGCUGGCCCAGCCUCACCACACUAACACUCACCAACCUCCGCGGAGCCAGCGACGCCGCGUCCACAUUCCUCUCCUCCCACCCCAGCUUGGAGGUCCUCAACCUCGACAUCACGCCCAUCACUCUAUACCCCAACUCCCUCCCGCGCCUCCGGGAACUCACCGCGCACAAGGACGUCGUCACCGCGAUCCUGGAGUGUGGUCCCCAUCCGCUGGAGACGAUCAAGGGCGUACGGCUCUCUGGUCCGUGCGAUGCUUUCCUUUCGAGCCUCAAGCGCUUUGGGGGGUCCGUGAAGAGGGUGGAACUCGAGGGGUGGAGCGAUAUGGACGAUAUCCGGAGACUUGUCGAGAGCGCGCCGACGCUCUCGUGGCUCGAUACGGGGAAGAAACUGAGUGGGGGGCAGAACUCGGGGGGUGUGGUAGAGUGGGCGAACGUGCUGGCGGGGCUGACGGAGCUGGUGGCGUUCCAUGGGGUCAAGUUCUUUUACGAAGCUUCUGCUUUAGUCUCGGCGACUUCUAUGGCGGACCGUAGUCGGUUCCGCAAGAACGACGAAAUAGCGAGUUUGUUGGCGUGGAAGUGUGGGAAGCUGAGGAGGGUGGAUCAUUGGGAGGAUGGGAGUGGGAAGGUUGUGGUUCUUGUGAGGGAGAGGGAUGGGGUCAAGUGGGAGGUGAGGAGGGUGAGGCAGUAG
Desarmillaria tabescens is the source of this 1677-nucleotide messenger RNA. RefSeq lists its product as uncharacterized. The transcript has 3 exons. The record is from RefSeq and is a predicted model, not a curated record. NCBI's taxonomy places the organism in Eukaryota, Fungi, Basidiomycota, Agaricomycetes, Agaricales, Physalacriaceae. Bases 1 to 1677 code for a protein of 558 amino acids.